Molecule: messenger RNA, 950 nt
Organism: Alternaria incomplexa
Lineage: Eukaryota; Fungi; Ascomycota; Dothideomycetes; Pleosporales; Pleosporaceae
Exons: 2
Molecular function (GO): oxidoreductase activity
Source: RefSeq, a predicted model, not a curated record
AUGGACAUCUCAACACCAAUCAGACCAAACGACAUCUUCUCGGCGAAAGGGCUAGUAGUAGUCAUCACAGGCGGCGGCAGUGGUACGUUACUCAAGCUUCGAGCUACCCCACCAAGCCCCGCGCCCUCACGCCUCGACAUGCUCGAGCUCAAAGCUUACACCAUCACAGGUCUCGGUCUCGCCAUAGCAUCAGCACUCUACCAAAAUGGCGCUGAGCGAAUCUACCUCCUCGGCCGCCGCCGCGAAGUCCUCGAGCAAGCCGUCACCUCCCUCCAGGCCAAUGUACCGCGCGACUCCAACAACACCGGCACCCUCCACGCCCUUCCCUGCGACGUAACAGACCUCGCCUCCGUAAGAGCCGCCGCCGAUACGAUACAAAAAGACAUCGGCUACGUCGACGUCCUCAUCAACAACGCCGGCGUCAUCGGCCCCAAAAACGGCGCCGACAUCUACAAAGCCGAGUCCAUACAGCAGCUAUCAGAAACCAUGGUCGCGGGCUAUGAUGGUUGGCAAGACGCCAUGGCGAUAAACACGCAAUCCGUCAUCGGCGUCUCCGCCACCUUCCUCCCCUUGCUCGAAGCAGCGAACACGCGCCGCGGCUGGACACCCGGAAAAGUCACCGGCACAGGCAACGCGCGCGCCCGCGACACCACCCUCGCGACAGAAAACGGAAUCGACGCAGACGACGACCGCAUGGCCCACAUCAUAACCGUCGCAUCCGUCGCCUCCUACAUGCGCUGGGUCUCUGCCGGCCUCGCCUACAACGCUAGUAAAGCAUCCGCCGCCCACCUGGGCAAGAUGAUGGCGACCUUCCUGUCCGAAUGGGGUAUUCGGAGUAAUAUUGUGUGUCCCGGGCCGUAUCCGAGUGAUAUGACGGCUGGUUUGAACCCGGUGUAUGGGACGAAUCAGAUACCGCAGGGGAGGAUGGGCGGGAUUAAGGAUAUUUCUGG